AUGGCACAUAUCAACCAGUCCCGCGUAACAUCCUUCCGUCAGUCCCGCGACGACCUAGUAACCCUCCUGCAACAACAAGCAACCUUCCUCCGCCAUGACAUCGACUGCCGCAACUACGUAAUCCCCUGUCUCCGUCUCCAGCUCGUCCAGCAGCUAGAUAUAGUAGCAGACCAUUCGAAGAAGAUGGCCCUCCACAGCCGUCACAAUCCCUACGUCCUCCUCCACCCAGCCGGGUUCUACGAGACGACGGUACCUAUGCACUGCGCUGCAUUGAAGGGGCAGUGCGCGUAUCUUGCAGAUAGACUCCGCGAUAACCCUUGCACGGAUGUGCCCGGUGCUGUGGCGAGAGUGAUUGAUCAGAUUGUGGCUAACUUGCCAUUUUAG
Molecule: messenger RNA, 384 nt
Organism: Penicillium bovifimosum
Lineage: Eukaryota; Fungi; Ascomycota; Eurotiomycetes; Eurotiales; Aspergillaceae
Exons: 1
Coding region: 1-384 (127 amino acids)
Source: RefSeq, a predicted model, not a curated record